Colletotrichum siamense is the source of this 2499-nucleotide messenger RNA. It is a transcript of the gene SERAC1, whose product is annotated as Protein SERAC1. The transcript is spliced from 7 exons. The record is from RefSeq and is a predicted model, not a curated record. Bases 1 to 2499 code for a protein of 832 amino acids. NCBI's taxonomy places the organism in Eukaryota, Fungi, Ascomycota, Sordariomycetes, Glomerellales, Glomerellaceae.
AUGAGUGGACUUUUCGACCGGUUUCGACGCCGUCGCUCGGGCCGAGAAUCUCCACAACCGGAGGUACCCGCAACGGACCCGGCCCCACAUCCGGAAAUAUUUCCAUCGGGUAUCAAGCUGCUCCACACCCCGGAUGGAAGUGCCGCGGUCGACAUCGUCUUUGUACAUGGUCUGAAAGGCCAUCGUGAAAGGACCUGGACUGCUCGCGACGCGUCGGAAUCUUGGCCGAAGGCCCUUCUCCCCACUAAGAUCCCCUACGCCCGCGUUCUCACGUUUGGAUACGAUGCGUCUGUCGUGGAAUGGAAAAGAGCGGUAUCAGAAGGUCGCAUAGGGAACCAUUCGUUCAAUCUGUUGACUUCUUUGGCGAACUUUCGCGAUAAUGACGAGACUAACAAACGACCAGUAAUAUUCGUUUGCCAUAGUAUGGGAGGCCUCGUUUGCGAAGACGCACUUGUAUCCUCCCGGCACCAUUCAGAAGCACACCUUCGAGCCAUCCUCGAGUCAACGAAAGGAAUAGUUUUCCUUGGUACCCCGCACCAUGGCUCAGAACUAGCGAAUUGGGCCGAGAAGCUAUCCUUAUCAAUCGGGUUAGUCAAGCAGACGAACACGAACCUAAUCCGAGUCCUUCGAAGAAACUCGGAAGUUCUUGCUCGGAUCCAAGACAGCUUCCACAACAUGAUAAAGGCAAUGAGUAAGGAGGGUAAAGAAGCUAUUGAAAUCACCUGCUUCUAUGAAGAGCUUCCUCUACCAUCCGUAGGACUGGUUGUCCCUCAGGAUUCGGCAAUACUCCCCGGAUACAUAGCAAUCGGAAUUCGAAAUGACCAUCAUGGAAUGACCAAAAAGACACAAGUUGCACUAGCAUAUGCCUACUGGCUUCGGGAAAUUCGCCCAGACAUCUCCAUAUUCUGGGUAUACGCUAGUAGUAGGGAACGCUUCCAACAAGCCUUCGCUGGCAUCGCGGAAGAAUGCGAUAUUCCUGGACACAAAAACCCCUCGGUCGACAUUCUGUCCCUUGUCAAGACCUGGCUCCAGAAAGAAAAAAACGGUUUGUGGUUUCUGGUGAUUGAUAACGCCGACGAUCCAUACCUCUUCUUUCCUCAAGAUCGAGCCGUACCAGCAACAGAUUUCGGCUCCACACAAUAUGAAGCCGACAUAGGUCUAGCGCAUUUCAUCCCGGAAUGCAGCCAUGGCUCAAUCUUGAUUACCACCAGGAACAAACAAGCAGGCAUGAAGCUGUCUCCGGGGCGACCUCCGAUCGAAGUGGGCAGAAUGACCAAUACCGAAUCCGCACAGAUGAUCCGAAAGAUGACAGGACAUGAAGACCUGUCCCUCGAAACGGCUUCGACCUUGUCAAAUCGUCUCGAAAGUCUGCCGUUGGCUCUAGCACAGGCAUCGGCGUUCAUAUCGGAGAACAGUAUUACAGUCGAUCAGUAUCUUCUUCAUUUACACAGAGGAGAUGAAUCCAUUGUUCCCCUGUUGAGUGAAACAUUUCAGACAACAGGUCAAGAUGCGAUGGUUCCUCAAGCUGUGAUGUUGACUUGGAUGCCUUCUUUUGAACAAAUCCGAAAACAAAACCAACUUGCAGGUGACUUGCUCUCUACCAUUGCAUUUUUUGACAAUCAGGGAAUCACCAGGAGAAUGCUGGAUAUACCAUUCCCGGACCCGUUCUGGAGCACCUUUGCACCAAUUGCUCAAAGCCCAAUUGAUGAGAACAGCUGUUCGGAUAAUGAACUAGCCACGAGCAAAGGAGAGACGAACUGGGACGAAGGAGACCAUAAAGGAGAUGAGUCUGAGGGGGACGCAAGCGGAACAUGGGACGAGUCUGACUCAGACGAAAGUGGCCCAGGCGGAGAAGAAUCGAAAGAAAAGCAGCUGGAAGAGGAAGAUCCAUUUCAGCCGUGGAAACCAACACUUCCCCGUCGUUACAGCAUUCCUUAUUACCAAUCACCCCCGCUUUACGACGUACCUCUUGAAGCCGAUUUAUCCAUUCGAGGCUUCGAUUUGCCUCGUGACACAUCUCCGACGCUGGACAAUGCCAAUGGUGACCCUCCUCAUUUGAUUGAGUUUGAGAAGGCUCUUGGUAUGCUGAAGGCCUUCUCCUUUAUAACCGAGGGAAAUGAUAGAACCAUCUCUGUACACCGACUCGUGCAGUUGGCGACCAAAGAAUGGCUUAAGAGGGACGGCUCAGUCGAGAGGUUUGCAGCCCAGGCGUUAUGCACAUUUGUUAAAACGUUUCCGAUUGCCGUAUAUGAACAGAUGGGGACGUGCAAACGAUUGCUCCCACACGCGCACACUGUCUUGAAGAACCGCAACAUCAAAACACGACAAAACAUGCGAGAAGAGGCUAUCCUGUACGAGAAUCUGGCUCGCUUCUACUUCAACACCGGCCAAUCGAGUAUUGUGAUGCCUCUUUUACAGCACGCCCUAAAAAGAGUUACCAAGACUUUGACUGAUUACGAUGAGCGUCAGCUUAUUUCGCAGAUGAUGCGCAUCAUCUGA